Molecule: messenger RNA, 240 nt
Organism: Dovyalis caffra
Lineage: Eukaryota; Viridiplantae; Streptophyta; Magnoliopsida; Malpighiales; Salicaceae
Source: the annotation of a GenBank genome assembly
AUGUCCGGCGGGCUCCAUGUCGGUGGGCUCCAGCAACAGAAAGUUCUUGUCGUGGAUUUGUUGUACGAGCUCUCUGCGUGCCGUGGGCGCAAGUAUCUAAAGACUAACGGAUUGAAACUAAGCCAAUCUAAUUAUGGAAGGUUUUGUGUUCGUAGGGAGCACGCAGAGAAGAUUCGGGAAGACGGUGCAUUUGGACUUGAAACGGCCGCCAAUAUAGGAAAGGAAAAGGAAACCGACUAA